Molecule: messenger RNA, 267 nt
Organism: Salpingoeca rosetta
Lineage: Eukaryota; Choanoflagellata; Craspedida; Salpingoecidae
Exons: 4
Coding region: 1-267 (88 amino acids)
Biological process (GO): proton motive force-driven ATP synthesis
Molecular function (GO): proton transmembrane transporter activity
Source: RefSeq, a predicted model, not a curated record
AUGUCCAGCGUUUCUCCAACCGUCAAGUUCUGCAGGUGGGCGCUCCUCGUCACCGGUGUUGUUUACGGCGCCUCCCAUCACUCCACUCUUGCCAAGCGCGAGGCGGCAGCAAAGAAGGCACAGGAGGCACAGGAGGCCAAGAAGCAAAAGGCACAAAAAGCCCAGGCCGCGUCCUCCACAAACGAUCUCGAGAUGGAUCCCAACUCCCCCAACUUUGACUUGGAGAAGGUUCUUCUUUCGCUUGAGAAGCAGGAGGCCAAGAACUAA